Molecule: messenger RNA, 1422 nt
Organism: Puntigrus tetrazona (Sumatra barb)
Lineage: Eukaryota; Metazoa; Chordata; Actinopteri; Cypriniformes; Cyprinidae
Product: poly [ADP-ribose] polymerase tankyrase-1-like
Exons: 9
Molecular function (GO): protein binding; NAD+ poly-ADP-ribosyltransferase activity
Source: RefSeq, a predicted model, not a curated record
CAUGUGGACAUUGCGGCCCUGCUGAUCAAGUAUAACACCUGUGUAAAUGCCACUGAUAAAUGGGCCUUCACACCCCUCCAUGAGGCUGCGCAGAAGGGCCGCACACAGCUCUGCGCUCUGCUGCUGGCCCAUGGAGCCGACCCCACCAUGAAAAACCAGGAGGGACAGACGCCGCUGGACCUGGCGACGGCUGAUGAUAUCCGGGCGCUGCUGAUUGAUGCCAUGCCCCCUGAAGCGUUGCCUAGUUGUUUCAAGCCCCAGGCUACGGUGGUCAGCGCCUCUGUCAUCUCACCGACAUCUACCCCUUCCUGUCUGUCCGCUGCCAGCAGCAUAGACAAUCUGGCCGGGCCCUUGACAGAACUUGCCGUACCUGGAGCCUCAGGCCCUGCUGAUGGGGCUACUGCAUCAGAGAGGAAGGAGGGAGAAAUUACAAUUCUGGAUAUGAACAUCAGUCAGUUCCUGAAGAGUUUGGGCUUGGAGCAUUUGCGGGAUAUUUUCGAGCGGGAACAGAUCACUCUGGACGUUUUGGCCGAUAUGGGUCACGAGGAACUCAAGGAGAUCGGCAUCAAUGCUUACGGACACCGUCAUAAACUCAUCAAAGGUAUCGAGAGGCUGCUAGGAGGACAGCAGGGGGCCAACCCAUAUCUGACGUUCCACUGCACCAAUCAGGGCACAGUUUUGAUCGACCUGGCCGUGGAUGAUAAAGAGUUUCAGUCUGUUGAGGAAGAGAUGCAAAGCACAAUCCGGGAGCACAGGGACGGAGGAAACGCAGGUGGCGUUUUCAGUCGAUACAAUAUCAUCAAGAUCCAGAAGGUGGUGAAUAAGAAACUGAGAGAGCGAUACACACACAGGCAGAAAGAGAUCGCUGAUGAGAAUCACAACCACCACAACGAACGAAUGCUGUUUCAUGGAUCUCCAUUCAUAAAUGCCAUCAUCCACAAAGGAUUUGAUGAGCGUCAUGCCUACAUCGGUGGCAUGUUUGGAGCUGGCAUAUAUUUUGCAGAGAACUCUUCUAAGAGUAACCAGUACGUCUAUGGCAUCGGUGGCGGCACAGGUUGCCCCACUCACAAAGACCGCUCCUGUUACGUGUGCCACAGGCAAAUGUUGUUUUGCCGUGUGACAUUGGGAAAGUCCUUCUUGCAGUUCAGCGCCAUGAAGAUGGCCCAUGCUCCCCCUGGACAUCAUUCUGUGAUUGGCCGUCCCAGUGUCAAUGGCCUGGCCUACGCCGAGUACGUGAUCUACCGCGGAGAACAGGUACGGCUGAAAAAGACAAGCUGCUGCUUAAAAUACAGCUAUUAUCAUCACCCUCAUUUAAAGGGAAAAAUACAAUUCUGUCAUCGAUUACUCGCCCUCGUGUUUUUCGGAAGUCAUCGGAAAACAGUAUUUUGGAUGCAUUAUAUAUUAUAAAUGGUUAAAUUAAAU